Cataglyphis hispanica is the source of this 15212-nucleotide messenger RNA. RefSeq lists its product as uncharacterized. Gene Ontology annotation, biological process: regulation of DNA-templated transcription. Gene Ontology annotation, cellular component: RSF complex. The record is from RefSeq and is a predicted model, not a curated record. NCBI's taxonomy places the organism in Eukaryota, Metazoa, Arthropoda, Insecta, Hymenoptera, Formicidae.
GGCGACGGCGGUGGUGGUGGAGGUGGUGGCGGUGGCGGUGGCGGCGACGGGGCCCAACGGCGAGAAGCGGUCGGAAAAAUGGCGUCCGAUAACGAAGCCUCUUGCGCGAGUGACCCAAAUUUCGCGGUGAUCUGCUCGUUCCUUGGAUGCUUCGGCAAAUCCUGCGGCAUCAUUUACCCGGACAUCGCGCGACUCCAAGAGAUGCUCGAGAACACGCAGGAAGUGUCAAGAGAGUUAAUAGAUCUGCACAUCAAGUUGUUACGUAAAACACGUAAAACUGUAUCGCCAGAAAAAUGGGAACGGGCACUAGUCAAGUUUUGUCACACGUACUCUAAUCAAGAUGGAUGGGAACUUGAACGCUUUGGUUACAAAAAGGCUCGCAUUGCUGUUAAACUGCGUUUACUUAAAGUACUAUUGGAAACGCAAUUUGACUUAAAUCAAAAAUUUAAGAAUGAAGUGAAUAAAUUGGCAGCUGAUGAAUUACGUGUGGAACCAUUAGGAAGGGACAAAAGUGGAUUAGCAUAUUGGUGUCAGCUGGACGAGGAAUGCAACAUAAGAGUUUAUAGGGAAGAUUUAGACGAGGAGAAUUGGGAACUAGUAGCUAAGGAUCGAGAGGGUGUUGUUAAUCUCAUAAACACCUUAUCGAAUGGCGAAGCUGGAGCUAUACCAAUUAACGAAGAUAGCAACAGUUUAGAAAUCUCUGAAAAACCUAUAAUAGACACUGGUCAAGUAACGACAUCACCAAGUCUGGAAGACGAAGUUGUGCAAGAGAAUGGUAUUCACGCAAAUGAGAUGAAUGAUAAACAGCUACCGAACGGCAGACGUGACGAGUUUGAAGAUGAACAUGAACAUGAUCAGGAUCAAGAUCAAGAUGAUGAUAAUGAAGUUGAAAAUGACGAGGAAGAAGAUAUUGAUGCAGAAGAGGAGGAUGUAACAAAUGAUGAAAGUUCCAAGCAGAUUACAGAGGAAGACGAUUCUCAAGAAAUGGUACAAACUUCGAGCAUAGAAUCAAGAUGUAUGAACACUUCAUCUAUAUUAUCAGUGUCUAAUUUGAAAACGCUAAAUAUGAAGAUGGAUGUAAUAUCAGAAGAUGUAAGCCGCAGAGAGGCUACCGACGAAAUGUCUGAUUCUUUAGUAUCGGAGAGCAAACCCGCGAUUAUACAUAAACAGACUGUACUUUCACAGACAGUAACAGAUAUCGUGAAAUCUGAAGUUGAAGAAUCAGCACCGUUAAAAUCGAUUGAAACGCCUGUUAUUACUUCAUCUCCAUUGAAACUGGUAAAUAUUUCGGAGUUGAAGCAAACACCGGAAGAAAAAUUGCCAUGUCCAACGACACCUGUCACUGCACUGUUAAACGCGACGAGAAAAUACGGUGCCUCCGACGAGAUGACAGAUCCUGUUAUGAAAUCACUCGAGAAAUUAUCUGGCAAAAGUAGUGUACUUUUUUCUUCCACGGAUUCUGUUUCCAUGGCACACAGCAAACUAUCUGUCAAGCCAAUAGAUCAAUUGGCUGCUAAUCUCGUGAGGAUACAGUCAGAAAAACUAGAGAAGCCAAGCGGACCAAAAUCGUUGGAAAAAAUAGCGGAAUCUUUAGCAAGAUCUGGCGGUAUAUUGGGAAAUACCAUGAAUGGAGAGGACGACAGAUUGCCGCAAGAUUUUUGCUCAAGAAAUCAAUCUGAAAAAUCGGCAACUCUCAGGGGUCACAGAGGUAUAGACUUGUCGACAUCACCGCGUGGCUGGGAGAGCAUAAGCGAGCAGAACAGACCCAUGGAUUUUUCCGGAAUCGAUCUUUCUAGUCGAAAAUUGGGGAAGACGAUGGAACUGCCUUCCCCGGGUUAUCGGACACAGGACUUCCAGCAUCGAGAAAUGGACCUGAGCACAAAGAAGCUGAACAAACCGGAAGUAUCGAAUUUGCCAUACGAUGCACGUAGCGUGAUGAUGCGCAACCAUGCGAUGGUGGCUGAUCUGAGCAAGCGGCAAAUGCCGUUCACCGCGUACGAGAUGUCAUCGACGCCGUAUCACAAUACAGCUAGAUUACCCGUCAAGGACGAGCAUAGAUUACCGAGCUAUACGAUACUUCCCGAUCCUAGCAAGAUUACUUCCUUAAGGAUGAACACUGUACCACUGAAACGUCCCUUAGAAGGUGAUGAUGUGCAGCAAGACAUGUUGAAAAGGAUAAGAGCGGACGUAAUUCCAAUUAGAGGCUCCAUAGAUAAGAGACCGAUGAUGAGCGGCAAUUGGAGGGAUGAGGUGAGCGAGGCUAUUGAGGAACCUAUGAUGAUGGUUCAAGGCGAAGGAUCUGGUAGUGAUUGUGACGCGGUGAAUCCUGUUGUCGGAGAGGCUGUGGAGGAACCGACAAUUUUUUUUUAUGGUGAGGGUUCCGGCGCGGAAUGUGAGACAGGUAAUCCCGGUGACGACACGUCCACUGACAAUAAAGAAAGCAACGAAUCAAAAACUGAACCUGAUUCAGCUACCGCGACAUUAUCGCAGAAUAAGGUUUUAACCGAGAACGAGGUGUCUACGGGCUCGAUAGUGUCAAACAAAACCCCUGUAAAAUUAAAUAGAAAUUAUGCGCAAUCUAAUUUAAGUAUAAAUGAUAAUUGUCAAAUAGUAGAUUCUAUGCAAGAGAAGCCAAAGUUGAAGCACAUAUUGGGCGUCCAAAUAAUACCUAAAAGUACAACCGGUCCCGUCAAAAGGUUAUCUAGGUGGGACGUGGGAAAACCGGAGGAGAAAACAGAAUGUGACAGUAGUAUCAUAUCACACGUGGAAGAAGACAUAUCACUGAAGGAAAAUACAAAUGAUUACAAACAUGACAAUGCAGAGCAAAAACUAUCGAAUAUGGAUACAGAAUCGCCAAUUAAAAUCGAAGAUUCUGUUGAUGUAAAUCAGGAUAUCAAAAUAGAUGACAACAAUUUUAUAAACACAAAAAGUGAAACUACCAUCGAAGACAGUGUUAAAUUGCAAGAGUCUGAUAUAAAUUUAAAGAGUACGAGUACAAUGGAACAGGAAGAUGAUUCUAAACUUCAAGAAUCCGUGCAGUGUGAUUCUUCUAUAUCGUCGUGUCAACUGGAUAUCUCACAGACACCCGAACAACGUACAAAUUCUGAACUAUCUAUAAUAGAUUCAGUCAAUGUACAAAACGAUUCGAAUAGCGUGGUUUCAUGCGAGCCGGAUACUCCCGAAAUAACAGAUAACGAAUGCAAACCCAUAAUCGCAAAUUCUCCACCGAGAUUUUUUUUUGGUCCCAAUUGUAUCUCUUAUACCUCGAAAACCGACAAAUUAGAAUCGGAGCAAAGCUUGAUUACAUCUGCGCACGAUAAAACUGAUACUGUGCAAUAUGAAUGUGUGUCUUCAUCGAAACCAGUGGAUGAUACCGUUUAUCCAUACAAAGAUACGGAAGAUUUUGAGUUGGCGCAAACAAACAACAAUUUGCUAAAAACGGGUCUGUAUACUUCGGAUUCUGACAGUAUUCCAUGUGGAAACAAUAAUGAAGACAUGAAAAAAAUUGAAGCACCAAGCAAUACGUGGGAUCAACAAACAACUUCAACAUUUAAUAGCUCAAUAGAACCAAGCGAUGUAUCCGAGUGUGAUGCCCCUAAUUCAUCUGUUGUGCAAGUUUCAAUAGAAGCGAAUAAAGAACUGAGUAUACAAGAAUCUGUUUGUACCAGCAAAGAAAUAGAAGAAGAUAAUUUUUCAAAAAUUGAUAUAAGUGUAUCAGAGGCAGUAACAGAAAAUGAAAGUAUUAAUGAUAUAAGUAUGACUAAAAAAGAUCCAAUUAAAAUCAGUUUGAUCAGUGAAUCCAGCGUAGUUGAACCAGUAGAAUGUGGAAUUGUUGAGCCACCACAAUGUGAUCAAUCUACUGAUUCUGAAAAACUUGAAAACAUAGAACAAACUCAAAAAAGUGUUCCUUUUGAAAUAUCGGACAAUAUUACAUCACAAUUGUCAAGUAAUAGAGAGGAUAAAAAUGAAAAACCAAUUGAUGACUGUAAAAUUGAAGAGAACAAUCAUCAGUCUGUUAAUUCAAACAGCAUCAAGGAAGAUGAAGGGAAAACUGUAACCCCGCAUUCAUCGCUUCUUACUCAAGAUUCACAAGAAAAAUUGUUUGAUUUUAAGGAAUUAAUUAACAAUUCGAACAUCUUAUUGAAUUCCACGAAUACAGCCACAUUAUCCGAGGAUUAUCAGGAAACAGACAGUCUUCAAAAGAACGAUCUUGAUUCUGCUGGGGAGAAUUGCGACAAACAGAGUGACAAGAAUGACAAUUUUUCUGAAAUCGACGGUCAGGAAGAUCAUUCGACUGAUACGGAUAACGAGAAGAUGAAAGGUCUGGUCGGUUCUGACGCUGAUUCAUUGUGCGUCAAUUACGAUAAGAACAGCGAAAGAACUGAUGCAUUGUCGGACAUAGGAAUGCAGGAUGAUGGAUCCGGUGAUUCCGAAGAAAUUAAAGAGAAAGAACUGAACGAUGUGCAAGUUAACAAUACUGUGUUUGAUAUGGAUUCUGUGAUCGUUUCGGAGUCUACUCUUGAAGAGAAUAAUAAACACGCUUUAGUUCCUACCAUAAGCAAUUCGGAUGAUGUGUCUGCGCCGGAUUCUUCAUCUCAACAAAGUGAAUCUGAGCAAAUAGACAAUAAAAAAGUUGAAAAUACGUUAUCUGUCACUGAUAAACCUUCUACAUUUAAUUUAUCAGAAAUAAUACCUGAAGCAAACAUUUUUGAACUUCCCAGAGCGAAUAUUGUCGAAACUACAAAAGAAACAAACUUUUCUAACAUAGUUCAGACUACAAGCGAAUACGUCGACGAUGUUUAUGAGAACCCCAGUUCUUGCAUCGAUCAAGAUUCUAACGAAGAGAUGGUUAUAGAUGAUCGUGUAUCUGAAUCUAAUGAAUCAUUUAAAGAAACUGAGGAAGUUAUAACAAAUGAUGAACAACCAGAGGAUACAAAGCCAGAAGUAAUAAUGGAUUCCAAAAAAGAAGCUUUUGCUAUAGCAAACAUUGAACGAGAAUCUUUUCAGACUGCAACAGAAACUGAAAUCUCAGAAAAAGAGAAAUCUGAAGCCGAUGUAGAAAGCAAAAAUAAUAAAGAAUUUAUCGAAGAUGAGAGCAAAACUUAUAAUACUGAUAAACGAGAUACGACAGUAGUAGAAGAUAUUUACGAUCUUAGUAAAAGUAAAGAAAUUGUUGAAAGCACAGAAAAAUCAGAGAUAAAUACGACAACUGAACUUGUAACUACUGAAUUAUCAGAUGUACAUUUAACAAAAUCAGAUGUUUCUCAAGAAUCACAACAGGAGGUAAUGAAUGAGAAUAAACAGUCGCUGGUUGCAAAUUACGAUAGUAAUUCCAAUGAUGGUAGCGAUAAUGUUUUUGAUCCGGAUAUGAUGCAAAAUGAUUCUAAAGAUGAUAUUACCAUUUCGAUAGAACAAAAAAUUAGUGAAAACCUGCACGAAAAAUCAUCUGUCAAAAAAGAUGACAUCAACAACAUAAAUUUAGUCUUUGAUGUACCUCAAGAGAAAUUAUCUGAGCAGCAAACAGAGGAAUUUUCACAAACGAAAAUUAAUGAGGAAUUAAAUGAAGAUGUUACGAUCGUUAAUAAGCAGACAAAAGUUAUUUGCAACAUUGAUAAUAAUAUUGAAAAUUGUUUAAAUGACGAAUCGACAAUGCCUUUAAAUAAGGAUGAAUUUCAAGAAAAAACAGACAUUCAUGAUAUUUUUAUUACUGAGAAUUCCAAGAAAUUGGAAGUGUCAGAUCUGACGAAGAUAGCAGCUCCAGUCAUGGCUGAAGAAAUAACUGAACCUAUUCUAAACAAGAAUUUUGAGAUGCCUAUUAGUCAUAGUGAGAAAAGUAAAGAACAUUUUAAUAAUUUGAUCGAUAAUAUGAAAAUCGUGCAAGAUUCUCAAAAUGCUGUUGAAGUGGAAAAGGGAGAUUGCAUAACACUCGAAAAUGUGUGUAACUUUAGCGAAAACGACGGGAAUAAAUGUGCAAAAUCUUCAUUUGUCCAAGAAAGUUUAGAAAUUAACGUUGUGGAUAAUCAAGUAACCAGUAUAUUUGAUGUAAAGGAACAACAUGUGAGAGACAUUGACGAAAAACUGAAUAUUAGUUUGGAUACGGAAAAUAUUGUAAGAUUGAAAAAUGUAAAUGAACACAUUGCUGAAGAACUGCCUAUUCCAUGUAAAAGAUUUAAAGAAGAUCUAGCGGACUAUGUUAAAGACAAUAAAUGGGAUGUAAAAUUACAAGAAGAAUGUUUAACUAAACCAUCCGUUGAAGAGGUGAGUUUACCACCGAUUCAAACAGGAUCGAAUAUUGUGCCAGCAAAAUUGGAUAAUGCUUUAGCUGCGGAUAAAUCGUAUCUUGAAGAUGCGAAAUUAGAAGGCAGCGUAUCUUCGGACGCCUUAUAUUAUCCAAAUUCAAUGUCUAUGAAGAUGGAAAAUGUUAAUAACUUGGAUAGUAGUCAAAAUGAGCCUUUUAGUAUAAAUUUGAAUGUAAAUAAAAGUACAGAGAAUUUCAGUGCGCCUUUAAAUACGAAAGAUGAAUCGAUGAUAUUUUUUGCUCAAGAGACCAUCUCGGAAGUUAGUGCUGUAAAAUCUGAUAUCAAGAAAGAAGCCAGCAAGAGAUUGAUUGAUACCUCAGACACGGAAGAUGUUCCUCCGCUAAAAUCUAAGCCACCAUAUUUAGAAAUCGAUGAUAAGACUUUGGAAAAUUUAGUAAAUACCGAGGUACAAGCGCUUAAGAAUUUAGAUACAUUGAACGAAGUUGAAAAAUUAAGACCACAAAUCAAAGAUGAAGCGAAAACAUCAGCGAUUUCCACGACGCAAUUGUUUCAAAACAAUUUUGAUAUGAUUAACGAUCCCACGGCUGUUGCAGCGAUAGAAGAUUCUAAGAUCGGUUUAGAAGUAGCAGAAAGAAAAGAAUCAUCUUUGGAAAUCCAGAAUGUUGAGAUGAAAACUUUAUCCGCAGCUUCUGACAGCGAUGAUUCGACAGGUAUGGACAACGAGGGUAUUUUUAACGUGCCCUCAGAGGAAGCUGAUCCUUUAGCAUGUACCAAUGAUGAUGUUUUGAAGAAUAUUACCGAGGAUAAUGCUUUGAAGAAUAUUACUGAAGAUGACACUUUGAAAAAUAUUACUGAGGAUGAUGAUGUUUCUAAGAUAAGUAUCCGUAUAAAACCGGCAUCCGAAAUGAUUUACGAGGGAUGGAAAUUAGACAGCACUAUGGAAACACCAAAGAUUUCGCGAAAACGGCGAAACAGCGCUCACGAAUCAAAUUCCGAGGACGGGGCUACAAAACAAGAAGAUGAAGAAAUGAUGGGGGGCAAAAGAAUGAAGCUACGCGCAAAGCGUAUGCCCGAUAAAGAAUUACGAAAAUCCAUUGAAGAAAGUCGCGAAGUAGUGGUGAGCUCCGAAGACGAGGCUGCAAAAUGUGAUCCCGAUAACGUACCGGAACAUGUGGCUAAAGAUGGCAGUGAUGAUCCGACUAUUAUGCAAUCGAUGCCGAUUGACAAAAAGAUCAGGGGUCGUCCUAGAGGUAAACGGAGGCGUGGUUUUCGAGGAGGACGUUCCAAUCGGCCGAAACUUGCGGAAUUUCAGGGCGAUCAGACGUCAGAAAUAUCAUCCGGUGCUCAUCCUGAUGGGGCUUCUAAUGAUGCUUUGACUGCAACGCAAAAAAGACGAAAGAAACGAAAAAUGGUUCUCGGUUUAGAAAUAGGUAGAGAUAUUUCACUAGAAACAGAAACACCAGGAGUGGAACAGGAUGAGACGCCUGUCAGGCAAUCAAGAAGAAUAGCACAGUUGAAAAUUAAAGAACAAGCAGAUAGACGCAGAAUCGAGGAGGAAACUAUGCGCGAGUUGGAAGAGAAAAAAGAAUCUGAAAAGAAAAAGAGAAAAAAGCAGAAACCGGAAAGUGAAGAGGAUUAUAUAAAAGAGGUUAUCAUAAAAGAAAUUGAAAAGGAGAAGAAAUCUAAAAAGAAACGUCGAAAGAGAAAAAAGAAAAAGAUGUUAGCCAAAUUCAACGAAGCAAAUCCAUGGCAGAGCUCAUCCGGAUCUAGUAGUGACGAUGAAAAUGAAAAUGAAGACGAAGAAGAGGAAGAUGAAGAUAUCGAGAGCGAGGGAUCUUUACUAUUUAAAAGUGAUCACGAGUUUUCUCCGGAAAGUGAUCUCGAAAAAGACCAAGAGUCUGAGCCGUUAAGACGUGCUAGAACUGCACAGAAGGCCCAAAAUGAUGUUGAAGAAGCUGAGGAUGAGUAUGCCUGUCAGAAAUGUGGCAAAGCUGAUCAUCCUGAAUGGAUUCUUUUGUGUGAUUCUUGCGAUAAAGGCUGGCAUUGCUCAUGUCUCAGGCCAGCUCUUAUGCUUAUACCUGAAGGCGACUGGUUUUGUCCACCAUGUCAGCAUACUCUCCUGGUGACUAAGCUACAGGAAACAUUGAAAACACUCGAUCAGUUAACAAAGAGACAUGAGAAUGAAGUACUACGGAAGAAGCGAUUGGCUUUUGUUGGCAUAAGUCUAGAUAAUGUGCUUCAUAAAGGCGAAACGCAACGCGUGUCGAAAGGAUCGAAAGCAUCCAGUCAGGAAUCGGAUAAUGAAUCUUCGGACUCGUCCUCGUCGGCAUCUAGUUCAGAAACAUCGAGCAGUGAAGAAAGCGAACCAGUUUAUCAAUUACGUGAACGUCGAUGCGCCAAUACCUACAAAUUUAACGAGUAUGAUGAUAUGAUUAAUGCCGCGAUUCAGGAUGAAGUUGAAGCAGUUCAAGGCGCUGGUAAUCAGGGAAGAGGUAAAGAUAUUGCAACGAUAGUCAAUGCGGAGAAGGAAGAGGCUCAGGCCGAAGCAUUAAAGAUGACGCAAUUAGAAGAGGAUAAGGAUGAUAUAGAAUCAAAACCGGAAAAAGAAAGUGACGAGGAAUAUAAGAUCGAAAAUGAAGAUAUGAUUGAUGAAAUAGAAGAAAAGCAAAAUACGGUUGCUAGGAAAUUGUUAGCACGUAAGAAACAUCGAAAAUUAAAUAGCCUUGAUAUAAGUAGCGAAGAUGAUCCAGAUAGUGAUGAAGAUUUCAAGGGUACGAGUUCCGAAGAAGAGGAAGACUUUGAUGAUCAUAUCACGUCAUCUGAUGACAGUAGUUUUGAUGUAAAGCGACGUGGUAGAAAAGGCGACUCGCGACCUGUUAGAAGAUCUACCAGAGCUCGUAUGACUAGGGCUUAUGAUGAAGAUUUUAUCAAUGACGAUAGCGAGGAGAGUGAUCGGCCAAAAAGAAAGAAAUCGCGAUCGAUAUGGGGAGAUUCGGAUAGCGAGGAUAGUGAUAAUUCGUGGAGGCAGAGAAAGAAAAAAAGCAGAACAAUACCAACAUCCAGGAUUAGAACGAUACCCAAGACAAAGGGCAAAAAAAGGAAAAAGAGAAAACGUAUAAUAGAAUCCGAUAAUCAGAGCGAGAACGAUGAAGAAGAUGAGUCGAAAAUUGAAGAACAAUGUGAACCUAACUUGCAAGACGUAAAUACUACUGGACUGACUGAGGUCAUGGACAUUAAUAAAGAAGAGAAUUUUGAAAAUGACACUGGCGAAAAUAAUGUCGAGAUGAAAGAUAUUAAAUUACAAGAAAUAGCCUCUGAUGUUCCAAUUCCCCAAAUUUCACAGCCACCAGAGAUAGUGCCGAUUCAAAAAAUCAAAAAGGAUAUGCUAUCUAAACCGAAAAAAGCCCCAACUAUUCGACGAAAGAUUAUUUAUGGUGGACUUCCAGAUGAAAAUAGACGAGAAGAGGAAGAAAUAUUAAGUAGGAGGACUCGAGGACGGAAGAUCAAUUAUCGAGAGGAAAUAGCAUCAGAUAGUGAAGAGGAACUGAAGAAGGCGCUGAUGAUGAGGAAGACCGGCGAGAGUGAAGAUGAAUUUGUUGUAAACGAGGCUGACGAUAUAAAUGAUGAUGGGGAGAAGGAUUCAGAUUCAGGAGAUGUUUAUAUUCCCAAGAAAGAUGCUCUAAAAUUCAAGAACAAAUCGUUGAAGACGAAGAAAUCGCGUAACGGCAAGAGUCUUGCAAUGAAGCGAAAAUCGUUGUCGGACGAUAUGCCGAAGCAAAGAAAGAAACCUGGACCAAAACCGGGAAGCAAAAACAGAGCGCGUAAACAAAAGUUAAAGGAUGAUGUAGAUGGAGACAUGAUUGGCGCAGUCAUGGACAACCCUAUCGAUAUAGCGUCUAAAAUGGAUGAGAAUCUUCCGGACAAUAUCGGACUGACGGGUACAACCAUGUCAGUAGCGAGCUCUUUUACUGGGGAUGUUCCCGAGGGUUCGUUGACGAGUCUUGGUGCUGGGGAGUUAGCUGACUUGGAUGAGGAGCAGCUCGAGCAGAUGAUGUUGGAUGAAGAAUACGGACGACGGCAAUUGGAGCUCGCGGCCAUUGAAAUAGCGAAAAAGAAGAAGAAAGAGGAACGAGAAGCUAAGAAGUUGGAGAAGGCGCGUUUGAAGGCUUUGGAGAUACUGGCAGCAGAAAGCAGAGAUCCCAACGCACCCGAGGGGAUGGAUGGCGAGGCUCCUAAGAAGAAAAAACGCGGACGUCGCAGCAAAGCUGAAAUAAUUGCUGAGCAAAUGCGUAGGGACAGUGCGUCGAAUCUAGGCAUUGCACCGACGGCAGCUAUUGGCAGUAUUGGCACGCCGGAUAGCGCGAGUAAUAUGCAAUCUCACAACGUGAAUCCUGCUACUUUAUCUACAAGUUUGACUCCGGAAACCGACAGAAGCGUCGAAGGUCAUAUGUCUCUUAUGACUGGGCCGGAUGGACAGCUCUUUAAUCCAGAUGGUACGCCGAUGAAGCCGAAACGACGCGGUCGUGGCAAAGGCAAGAAGACGCUUGCAUUAGAGGCAGCCAGAGCUGCGGAGGCAGCGGCUAAAGCCGCAGCCGAAGUCGGCUUGAUCGCUGGUAUGGGCACCGACUCGAACCCGGAGAUGAAACAGAGUGAUAUUCCGAAUAUUCUUCCUACACCAGGUAGCAGUACAUCCGGUUCAGCGCCCUCCACACCGCCGGCGAGUGCCGUCCCGACACCAGGUCCACCGUCGACACAGUCGUCGAACUCGCAGUCGGUUUAUCCAGCGCUACCUUCCGGUCAACAGUCUUCCGUCAUUACAAGGAUGCUUCAGUCUCAACCAGUAUCUAACAGUCCGCAGUCCUUUACCGCAGCAGCGGCCGCAAUGGGUCACAAAUACUUUGGCGGGCCUAAUGUCGGUGGACAAAUCAUGGGCGGUCCGCGAACGGGAUAUGAAAUGCAGCCGCGCGCCAGGAUUCCAUCUCCGUAUAGACAGGCAGGUCAAUCAUCUAUGCCGCCGCAUUUUGCCGCGGUUAGAUCGGGUACUCCGCCGAUGCGUAUGCGAGUAUCCGGACCGCAAAUGUAUCAUACGUCUCAUCAUCCAAUGGAUCCAUCGCCGUCGGGUGGUGGACCGAUCUCGAUCAAUAAUCGAGAUCGUAGUUCACCUUUAACCGGCGGCCCGGCGAUGAUUCCACCAUCGGCCAGCAGUCCAUUGGCCAAGGGCGGCCCGACGCCACCGCCCCCGCCGUAUGUACGGGGCGGACCACCGAUGGCCAGGUUUGCCGAGAAUCCCAUGGGGCCCAGGCAUCAAAUGCCACCGUUUACUAACGCUUCGCCGGUUAAUCACAAUCUGCAACAACCUUCCCCACCCCCUAAUCGGCCACCUGGUAACUUUUCACCGUAUCAUCCACCUCCGCCUCCCAAUUACCAUUACGGUGCCUAUCCACCACCUCCACCGAUGUCUACGGCGGAUGAUGCAGCCGCUUACCAGGGCUCGCCGUAUCCCUCAGAGCACUUCUCCUCACCGGCAGACAACCAACCUCCGAUCCAGGGGCCUCCACCACCUCAGGGACCGCCGCCACCGCAGCAGUCUCAUCCAGGCGAUCCCAAUGCCGCUAACAAGCAGUAUGAUGAAGAGGGCACCGGCGAAUUUGGCGGGCUGGUAUCUUAUUUCAGUAGCCAGAGAGAGGACGAUCUUGAUUCGUAGCAUGAAUGAGAGCUUGGCCAACCCUGAAUUAUUAGGUAGGGAGAGCGUGCCCAGAUAAAACCGCAACGUUUGCCGCAGAGGAAAAAGCGAUAAACGCAACGCAAACGCGAAUAUGAUAUCCUGGAAGAUUCGACUUUUCGAGGAUGCUAGCGCGAAACGCGGAUGCUAGAGCUGGAGUCUUCCUCUUCGACUCCUCUAAAGCAAACAGUUGUCCUGUGUACUUUUUGUACUUCUUACGGAAAAAUGUCGUCAAUGGCAAAUACGAGGUUGGCCAAGUAUAGAUUGAACGGAGAGAUAAAUCAGAGCGAUGGGGCGGAGCCUAUUUUCUAAGAGUUGUAAGUUUUUCUGUAAUUAGCUUUUAGUUCGAUUGGAUUUAUAUACAAUGAUGUGCGAUUGUGCGAGAGAUCUAAGAUAAUGGAGAUACAACGGUCGUCUUAUCCAGGAGAUGACGAAACAAAAGAUCUGACCAGAACUAUUUUUCAUCAUUAUUUAUUACUAUAAUCCGCCAGUAGAAUUUUGCGAGUAAAGUUAUUCCCGAAAAGUUUUAAAGCGAAAAUAGAGAGUAUCCGCGCUCCGCGUGAUACUAGUAUCCUUCCGCGAAGCGAAACGUGAAAAAUUAAUCUUUAAUAAUGAUGAAAAAGGAAAAUUAAAAAAUUGAACUGGCUAAAACGACGUACUGUUGUUAACAUGUACAUAUGUAAAUAAUAUAUAAGUCAUUUAGAUUAUAUAUGUAUUAUAUAUAUAAACAUACACAGAGAGAGAGAGAAAGAGAGAGAGAGAGACAGAGAAACGCAGUCAUGCAGAAUAUACUAUAAAAAUGAAUUAGUGCGGAAAGGGCACAAAUGUAAUAUUUAAAUUUAAUUCAAGAGAAUGACAUUUGAGUAUAAUAAAUUAACAAAAGAUUGUGAAGACUAUUACUAUAAUUAUUUAUAAAGAAAAAGAUUAAGAAUUUAUGAUAUAGACAGUAUAUUGUAUUUUACAAAUUUUACUUCAUAUAAUUCUGAGAAACCAUUAAAUAUAGUUAUAUUGGAGAGCAGGAGGCUGCUUUAAAUAUUUUCUUUGCGAAAAGCAAAGAAAAAGGGACUUUGACAAAAAAAAAUUAGCGUAAUUGGUAUAUCACUGCAUAUAUGUGGAAGCAGUGCAAUUAUUUAUAUAUCUGAAAUGAUUUAUGUUUUUAAUUUGUAUAUUUUUUCUAUAUAUUUCUAUAUAAUUUUUCGAUUUAUUCAGGCAUGUGCAAGUUCUUUUAAUUGAAAAUUUGCGCAGAAUAUAUCGCGCUGAUAUUCUCAAGAAGAAAAAGAAACAGAUUUAUAUAUAUAUAUAUAUAUAUAUAUAUAUAUAUAUAUAUAUAUAUAUAUUUAUUAUAUAUAGCAAAUUAUAUUAUGAUAAAUUAUAUUAUGAUGUAAACAACAUAUACGCAGAUUAUAUAGAAAUGUAUUAUUAUGUGAUUAUGCCUGAGAUAAUGAUUCUGGCUUAAAAUCCAUCUGAGUAUUUGCGCUUAUAGUGCACGAUAUGUUGAAGGCACUAUCUUGCGUAGGGUUUCUAUCUAGAAUUCCUUUCUGUACUUUCAAAAUUGUCGGUAUAUCCAUAUUCUUUUUUAAUAUUUCAAAUGUUUUAAAAUGAUCAUGUUUUACUAUAAUCAUCCAAUUAUAUCGUUUAAUAUGAUUAUUUCGUUUAAUGUGAAAAUUACGAGUUCUUGCAAGAAUAGGAUUGUGUCAAUUCGAAAAAUUCGAAUUAAUCGAAAUUUAUUAAAUAUUUGUCUUUGAUAUGGAUAUUAACCAAUGAUAAGAUUCUAAGUCCAGGAAGGAAAUCAUAAUAGACGAGGACAAGAGUCGUUAUUCGAACAGAUAUUGUUGAAAGCAUUUCUUUCUUAUGAUCUUAUGGUGAUGAUCGUGACAGCCUCCUGCUCUUUGAAGUUAAGACGAGGCCGCUAGUGGCCGUAACGUGUGUGAUGCGAUGGAAAAAAAGAAAAUCAUGUAUCUGUUUAGUUAUCACACGUACGUGCAUACCUAAUAUAAAUAGAAGCUAUAUGAAUAAACAAGAAAAGGAUAUUACAUUAUCUUAGAAUUAGCUUGCUUGGGAGAGUUUCCUUUAUUAUGUUGAACGUUUUAUGACCGAAUCAAACGGUUAUAUACACGUAUGAAGGAGAAUACAUUCAUCUACACAAAUUACAUGCCGCAUGUGUAAUAGAAGGGUUUACUAUCACUAAUUUUAUUAUUUUUACAUCUAUUACGAUGUAUAUCGAUUGUGCGCAAUUGAUGUACACAGUUACUUCGUCUUCUUCUUUAGACACAGUAAGUCUUAAGAGCCGCCAAUUCUUAGAUUACGCAUCGAGGAACUAGAUGUAUCAUGAUAGCGAUUAUACUGCUUCCUUUUUCUUUAGCGUGCAAUCGGCGGGACGAUUGUCCCGCGAUCUCAUUUAUAUUGACAUUGAUUUGUAUAAAAAUAGGCUGUUUUAUUGCCGCCGACAUCGCAUCGGAAGUAGCAUAUGAAAUCCUUGUUUCGACGAAUCUGUACGUCGAUAGAAUGAUCAAUGUCAUUUAUUAAAUCAAAGUUAUUUAGAAAUAUUUAAAGAAAUUCAAUGCAAAAUUUAAUGGCUGCUUUUCUGAAAAGAUUGAGAGAAAAUGAAAUCUUUAUUAAAUUUGCGCAAUUUUUUUUUUUUAAUGAAAGAGUUUUAUAAAUCAUGUACAUUUUGAAUUGUUCUUUGUAUUUUGAAAUGAUAUUUUUUAGUAUUUUAAAAUACCGGUGAAUAUCGCUAAUAUCGAGUUACUAAAUAUUUACAAAUAUUGGAACAUUUGUCAUUUCAAUUCAGAGGUAUUAAACACAAUUUUUGCGUAUGACAUUGCAUUUAGUGAAGUAAUUUUUAAUAUCUUUGAAUAUAUAUAUUUAAAAAAUAUAUAUAUUUAAAAAAGAAAAUGUAAAUAUAUACACGCGCACACGUAUUUGCGAUACGAUGGUUGUUAGAAUUAUGGGAAAGUUGAAUAAUUUUUGGACGCAAUACGGGCAUGGAUUUUUUCAAUUUGUACGUCUGGGAUUUUUUCUAAGCAUUUAUGUGUGUUUUUCUUCUCAUUGUCCCUAUGAGUCCUUCCUCGAGGCGUAUAUAUUUGCGGAGUGGCUCAUUAAGACAAUAGUAAACGUGGUGCAGUUUAGCUUUUCUUUUGAUAAGGGUCUAGACUAAACGCAAUUAUUAUAUUACAUGUUGUAGCCUAAAUAAAAGAUUUUGUAAUAAAAUUCAAUAUAUUGAAAUAAUA